AAUUGUCAGAUGGCUAUACAUCAAACAUAUCACACUGUGUGAGCACUAGUGAUUGUCGAAUUACAAGGUUGAAAAGCCAUGAUUGCCAUGUUAUCUUGCAAAGAUUGCUUCCUGUUGCCCUACGUGGAUGUUUGAAAAAGGAUGUCAGCAAGGCUUUAAUUGAGCUUUGCUUGUUUUUAAGGAGUUAUUGGCAAAAAUAUUGAGAGUUGAUGUCUUAGAACAACUUGAGAAAGAUAUUGUUUUAAUUUUGUACAAGCUUGAGAAGAUAUUUCCACCAUGUUUUAUCGAUAUUAUGAUCCAUUUAUGCAUACACUUAUCACGUGAAGCAAUCCUUAUAGGACCGGUGCAAUACCGGUGGAUGUAUGCAUUUGAGAGGUACAUGCAUAUUCUUAAGGGCUAUGUGUGUAACAAAGCCCGUCCAGAAGGCUCUAUUGCUGAAGGUUACAUUGAUAAUGAGGCUCUUACCUUUUGCUCUAUGUACUUCAACGAAGGUGAGACAAAAUUUAAUAGACCAGAGUGGAAUUAUGAUGGGCCUAUUAAAACUACACAAGAUGGAAAUAUUUUUGUAAUUAAGCAAAAAGUACGUGGAAUAGGAGCUGCAGUUAAUGAUGUGUUGAAUUUAAAAGAUUUGAAGAAAGCUCGAUGGUAUGUGUUGAAUAAUUGUGAUAAAGUUCAACCGUAUGUGAGGCAAUACAUGGAUGAACUUGAGAGACAAGGUUUGAGGAAUGUUCAAGAGAGGCUAGAAUCAGAGUUCCAUACAUGGUUUCAAAAAUACGUCACAAAGCAACAACUUGAAGGGACUAUGGAUGCUUCCAAUCAACUUAUGAACCUAGCCCGAGGUCCUGAUAAUCGAGUGACACAUGGAUGAUCAACCCACAUAAUUAUGCAAAGAAGACAUGGAAAUGAUAUGUGUUGAUAUUGAUGGCAAAUUCCAUGAGGAGAAACUUGAAGAUGAUGAAGUCAAUGAUGAUAUGAUGAUAUGAGUCAAUGUUGAUAUUGAUAUUAACAUGAUACUUUUUCAUUGUUUCUAGUAGGCACAUCCAAGGGUAAGAGAGGACGUGGGAAGUCAUGAAGCCUCAAAUUGGCCAAGCUAAAAAAUCAAGGGGUGUGACUGCCUAUUCAGAUUUGCAAGGUUAGUGGACGAUCAUAUGCUGAAGUAUU
This is a messenger RNA of Camellia sinensis, 1161 nucleotides long. The record is from RefSeq and is a predicted model, not a curated record. Lineage: Eukaryota; Viridiplantae; Streptophyta; Magnoliopsida; Ericales; Theaceae.